UAUAUUAUUUUAUGCUUUUUGUAUUCGAUAAAUUUUCAAUUUCAUUAUCCUUUUUCUUUAAUUUUAUUAUUUCUUUUAUAUACAUACAUAUACAUACAUGUACAUACAUAUCUUACUUUUUUUUUUUAAGUAUACCCUCAUUUUUUUUAAUAAUUACCGAAAAUUGUCUUCGGCAGUCACUCGCACAAAAUGCACAUCACAUUCACAAAAUGUCACAUCACUGAAACAGCCGAUGCACGAGUGCAGUAAAUUCUUUCCAAAGUGCAACUGCAAAGAAGAUGAUUGUGCGGGAAAGCAUAAGUGUGCUUUUAUAAAUUAAUAAUUCUUUAAAAAUAAUAAAUCGCAUAGUGUUACGUGCAGUGUUCGUUUUUGCAUAAACAUGUUUAAUUUAGUUUGCAUGUGCAAAAGUAAAAUAAAAUUUAUUCGUCGGUUCAUUGCAUGCAUGUUAGAACAUGAGUGUUGGUAUAACUGAGAGUGUUAUGUUUGUUUUUUGUUUGUUGCUCAAAGCAUAGUAUGUGCAUACAAACAACAAUGUAAAGUGAAUACAAUUUGAAGUGAAGUGCAUAGUUGUCGGAGAAACUCUUUGAUUGAAGAGUAGUUUGUUCUCUGGAAAUCGUGUAAGCAAAGCGCAUGCUGUUGUUAUCGUAGCGGUAGAAAUAUCCUCAAAUAAUAUUGGAGAAAUGCGGCCUUGUUGAUAAUUUGUGGAUAUAGCACUCUUUGUCUAAAAAAAUCCUAAGAAAAUCCAAAUAUCACUCUAAAGUUCGAUCACACCAUUAUUUCAGCGAGUAAACGGACAGCUAACUGAGUAGUUGCAAAUCGGAUGUUGCCUUGUUCAGGUGUUAGUGUUUGAAGUUGCGAUUCGCGGCUCUUUAAUUCAUUUAAAUGUAGAAGAAAGUGUGUGAAAAGUGUAGAAGGGGUAAAUAUAUAUUAAAAAAAUUUUAUUAAAUCGCGUCAUGUAAUGAAAGUGUUGUAGAAUAGUUGCUAAAAAAGCAAAAGUGUGCAAAAAUAAAAGUCUCUUUAUUCUACGUGCAGUUCCCAAUAGCGAAAUAGUCGCCACACUGAUGGGCCAAUAAUUAAUACGUAUCAAUUAAAUGUUUCCAGUAAAAAGUGUGUUCUAAAUUAAAAUGCAAGUGAAUAAAAUGCGUUUUGUGACAAAGGCAAUAUUUCAUAAUAGUAAAAUAGUGUUGAAAAAAUUUCAGGAAAAAUAACAAGUUCUACUAAAUCAUUAAAAUUAGUGUUCUUUGAAAAUUAUUUUAAAAAAUCAUGUUAAAAAAAAUAAAAGCUUUUAAGUGUACCAUAUAUGAAAGUAAUUCAGUUGAGUAGAGUUCAUAAUUAAAGUAAAUCUGUUUGUUUUUACCAUAUAUUUAUUUUUUAUACAUUUUAACUAAAAUAAAUUCAAUAUUUUAAUUCUAAUAAAAUAUGUAAUCACAUCUGUGUAAAAAUGUGUGUAGUGUUCAUUAAUUGCUGCCGCGAGUGUUGGUGUAGCUGUUAAUCGCUAUGUGUGUGGUAGCUGCUUUCUUAUGCAGAUUUGCUAAUGUGGCAUAGGUGUCGCGUCGCUUAAUUAAUUAUUAGUAUUAAUUGAGUGUAAUUCGCCAGUUAGCGAUCAAAUCACUCCUCAAUCGGCGAAUGAGAACUAACGAAGAAAUAUACACAUACGCAGUAGAGCUAAUAUAUGGAAAUCAAAGCUGGAUUUUUGCAUUUUUAAUGACUCUGAUUUAUUAAUGGCGACAAGAUGAUUAAGACAGCGUGAUAUCCAGUAAGUUUGCGGCUAGGAAACGGGACACCGUGGAAAACUGCUUUCGGCAGUUCCACACACGCGUGAAAAUAUUGACUCCAACUCACAUACGCAUGUAUAAAUGUUGUUUUUGUUUUUCGAUUCGUACCGAUUUCGUCAUGGCAUUGUCCAAACGACCACUCACCAAGGAGACCGCUUUGGCUGAAAACAAUAAUAACAACAACAAUAAUAAUCAUAAUAAAACCGAAGAACAUGAAACGGCAGUGAAGCGUAAAAAGCGCGCCAGUCGUGAUGAUGAAACAGCCAAUAACAAUAAUAACAACAACAAAAACGAUGACAAAUUGUCAAUGCUGCCACAGAAAAAGCGCGCUGUAAGCAGCAGCAACAAUAACAAUAACAGUAACAACAUAAACAAAACAAACUCAACGCCGCACGACAUUGCCAUGUUGCAAAACUCAGUGCAUAGCAGCAACAACAUCAACAUCACAACCACCAUCUUACAUUCACCAGAACACACACCACCAGCGAUGGUCAGUACAACCACACCGCCAAAAACGACCGCCGACGACCAGGACGACGAGACGCUCAUACGUGAGACACAAGCAGCACUCAAAAGUCUCUCAGGCAGUUGGCCACCGGAGGCGCGCAACAAUCUUUAUCGUCUGCAGGAUCAGGACGAGAAUCCGCCACCUUUUCAGAAUCUCUUCGAAGAGAAACAAAAACAAAAGGAAAACGAUCAGGCGCGCAUCAAUUCACAACACUCGGAGCAUACAACGUUGGAUGAGCGUAAACGUACCACAGCCUUCUCGCAAGCGUCCGCCUUUAAGCCACCACACGAUAUCAAACGCAACGGUCUCAUACCCUAUCCGCCGGGCGCAACAGCUAUGACAUCAGUGGCGUCCUCACUACCACCACCACCACCGCCACAUUAUCCCAUUUACAGCAACAAUGAUACAUCGGCUGCAUACCUCAGCUAUCAGCCACACGCGCUGGCCGAUCCCAGCACAAUGUCUAUGCUGCCGCCCGCGCGUCCCACACCCACAACACACGGCAGCAAUGGUUUCGAUAUCGCCUCGCAAAUCGGCGCUACUGAUAAUAAAAUUACGGAGCUCAAGCCAACACUGGCAGGCAGCGUGCCGUUGCAUAAGCAUAAUGAAACGCUUGGCGCUCCGGGUGUCGUGGGCGCCAUCUCAGUUGGAGGCCCACCAACGCUGGCCGAUACUAAGCACUACACCAUACUACAACCGGCGGGUGUAGGCAGUCGUGCAGCGUCGGUGAUGGAGGAUAUAGCGCGAGAGGGCGUGGUAACGGCGGUCACAGCUGUGGGCAGCAACAACAAUAAUGGUGGUGUUGGCGCGACGGUUAGCGUACCCCAACCGACCUACUCGCCGGGCAGCAUCAAUCGUGGCGAUGGCACCAAGUGCCCGACACCAAGCUGUAACGGCCAAGGACAUAUCACGGGGCUUUACUCACAUCAUCGCAGUUUAUCUGGUUGUCCAAAACGUGAUAAAGUCACCUCGGAAUUAUUGGCUUUACAUGAGCAAAUUCUCAAGUGUCCCACACCGGGUUGCAAUGGACGUGGUCAUGUGCAGGCACAUCGCAGUGUACAUCGCAGUCUAUCCGGUUGUCCGAAAGCAGUAAAACGCGCCGCGAAAAGAGAACAACAAGCGGUGUUAAGCAAGAAAACAAUUACGCUUAGUCACACCACGAUAGAUCGCAAAUAUAAUGCACCUCGUGAGAGACUUGAGGCAAAAGAUGCUUUGAAACCCAUUCGAGAGGAGCUUCACAGUGAGGUUGCAGCUGUGGUAGAUACGUUAAAGUCCGAGCCGAAGGAGUUGCCUCAUUUGGAAAAGUUAAAAAUUGCCUCGAAUCAAUACUUGAACAACAACAACAUCAGCUGCAUUAAUAACAAUAGUGGACACGUCACGACCGGCAGCAACAACAAUAAUAAUAAUAAUAAUUCCGCCAGCCACAACACACUCAGCCACAGCUCGAGCUCGACGACGAAUUCAAGUGUGGCGAGCAACGCAAUGCCAAUUAUCAAAUCGGAAUUUAGUCCGGUCGCCAGCGUCAAGUCCGAAUACAACAAAAGUCCAAUGCAUCCAUAUAUGAACAAUGCGGACAGCACCGGCGGUGGCCCAACAGACCGCUCGGCCAACGGUAAUGUGCCCAAUACCGGCGCUGUGUCCACUACAAAUUCAGAUAAUUUGCACGCGCCGCACUUGAGUGGUGUCCGAAGUGCGACCGGAACACUUCAAGCAUCCGGCUACGUGAGCAUGCAGCAGCAACAGCAUCAACAACAGCAGCCACCCCAACAGCAGCCACCAACGCAUACAAUGGCCGACCCACAUCAGCAGCAACAUCAACAGCACGCGCAACAACAAAGUCCACAUAAUCCACAUCAACAACAACAACACACAAUGCAUCAACAACGCGGUCCAUUCAUCGAAGAUUCAUCUUCGCUAAUGAUGUCCGCUGGCAAUGGUGCUUCCGUGAACGGUGCUGAUGCCUAUCGCACCGAUGGUCAUCAUGAUGAUACACAACAUCAACAACACCACUACGAACAUAUGCGCUAUGCGCAACACAUGGUGAAUGGUGGUGGCGCUGGCGUUGGUGAUGGCAGUCUUGGUGGCGGCAAACCACCCACCUCUGCUUAUGGACAGGAAAUGCUCACUGCCAAUGGUGCACCCACCAAUGCGAUGUCGCCCAAUGCACGCGCCUAUGAUGCCAACCCACCUACAUCGCUAUCAUCGGCCGCCGCUGCAGCAGCCUAUGCUGAUGCCACGGGCGUAUCCAGUGUAGCCGGUAUGCCGACGGCCUUCGAACGCUACGAUCCCAUUUGCAAUGGUCAGCGUCAGGGCCCACCCUCGAAUAUGUAUCACUAUCUGCCACAGUCCGCAGACGACUUGCAAGUGCAACAGCAAAAAUACUUGCAAGAACAACAAAUGUUAAUGGCCAAAGCGGAGCAUGAUGAACUCGCCAAUGGUGGUCCAAUAUAUCCGCGUCCCAUGUAUCAUUAUGAUCCGAGUAUGGGCCCAUUACCGCCAGGUUUUUCCGCCAUCAAUUUGUCAGUGAAGAUGGCAGCGGCGCAGGCAGCAGCUGCCGCGGCCGCUUAUCAAAAUCAACAACAACAGCAGCAACAACAACAACAGCAGCAGCAGCAACCGAAGCAAAGCGGUUCACCGUCGCCACCAGGCGCUCCAGUCGUAGAUUUGUCAGCCUCCGCCUCGGUGACUUCGUCCAGUCCGCACGGUUUCAACUCGCCAGCGUCACACAACCAGUACAGUCAGCGCAUGGGCGCAGGUAGUCCACAGCCUGGUGCCAGCCCCAACAUCGCCAGUCCUCAAGUGCCAAGUCCUCAGGGACAAACGUUGGAUCUGAGCGUUACACGCCUGCCUCAUAGUAUUAUCACAAGCCCACAGUACGGUACACAUCCCGACGGUCUGGUCGUCGGACAUCCACAAGGCUUUGGACCAGGUGUACCACCAACCGGCGCUAACGGCGCGCCACGUUCACCACAAAUGGAACCGGUCGAUUUCAGCGGACCACCAAGGCCACUUGGUUUCGGACUGGUCGGACACAUAGGCGGACCGCGUCCAUAUAGUCGUGAAUCGACACCGGACAGCGGCGGUUCACACUAUAUCGACAGCUAUCGGGAUCCAAGUGGCUACUCACCUCAUCCCGGCUAUGGCAUGGUUGUACAAUCUGAUUAUCCCCCAGCCGGCUAUCAUGGCUACGGUCCAGCCGCAUAUCAAUGCAGCAAUCCUUAUGCGACUGCUGUCGGUCCCGGCGGAUAUCCGACACCCGUAUCGGGCGGCUACUCACCCAGUCCAGCGUCGUGUUACUCCAUGCCGCCGCCACAGCAUAUACCGCAACACGACAAGACAAAGGAUAGGUUAGUCGAAUGUUUGACGGGUUGCACGCGCAGCGAUCGCAAUCAUCUGCAGCCCCAUUCGCAGGAACUGAAAUGUCCCACGCCUGGCUGUGAUGGUUCGGGUCAUGUCACCGGCAAUUAUUCAUCGCAUCGUAGUUUAUCGGGUUGUCCGCGAGCCAAUAAGCCGAAAAGUAAGCCACGCGACGGACAGGACUCAGAGCCGCUGAGAUGUCCCAUACCCGGGUGUGACGGCUCUGGCCAUUCCACUGGCAAAUUCUUAUCGCACAGAAGCGCCUCCGGCUGUCCCAUCGCGAAUCGCAAUAAAAUGCGCGUACUCGAGGCCGGCGGCACCGUAGAACAGCAUAAAGCCGCCGUCGCUGCAGCGACUGCAAUGAAGUUUGACGGUGCGUAUGCUCAACAUUUUGGUUGCGGCAGCGCUGCCAGUCAAGGCAUGAAGAAACCCAAAUUCGACGAUGUUACAAUGGUCUACCCCAAGGGCUAUACAGGCAUCGACAUGAUGAUGGGCGGUGUCGGUUCCGCUGUCUCCUCAUCCGCUUCCGUUUCAAGUAAUCUCAGCAAUAGCAGCAACAACAACAACGCAUCUGUGGUAAGCUCAACCGCUGCGCUGGGCAAUGUCUCGUCGUCGGUGGCCGGCACUGCUACAUUGCCCGACAGCUUGCAAGGCAACAACACCGCUAACAACAACAACAACAAUAAUAGUAAUGGCAAUAACGCAACAAAUAAUGCGAAUAACAACAAUAACAAUAACGUGCCCUCAACAAAUGGCGGCGGCAAUGGCAGCGGCGUGGGCGAGGACUUGAACACGCUCGAAGCAGAGAUCUCGGAAUUGCAACGGGAGAAUGCGCGCGUCGAAUCGCAAAUGAUGCGCCUCAAGUCCGACAUAAACGCCAUGGAAUCACAGUUGCACACCAGCGAUAGGGAGGCUUCUCCGCUGAGUACUCAUCAACAGCGUAAUCUCGCUGCGGUGACUAUCAAUGCUGGAGGAGCAACAGCUCUUGGGAGCGUCUCCUCCAGCGCCUCAAUCGCGUCCCCGCUCAGCAAUCACAACGGUAGCGGCAAUAGCGCCAACGGCAACAGUAACAUCAACCUCGGCGGCAGUGGUGGCACCGGAGGCAACAACAACAACAGCAACACCCUCUCCAGCACAAACAUCUCACACUCCCUCGCCAGCAGUCACGCCAGCACCAUAGGCAGCCACAGUCACAGUCACAGUGGCAGCUAUUUAACACCACCGCCAAGCGUCAGCAUCAGCACCACCACCUCAUCCACCUCAUCCAGUAGCGGCGGUCCACCCACAUCCAGUUCCUAUUACGAGAGUUUACGUAACAACGUUAUCACACUACUUGAACACGUACGGUUGCCCCCACCCGGCGGCAGCAGUGGCGGCACAAGUAUGAGCGCUAAUCCACUGGGCGGUGACGGCAGCGGCAAUAAUGUGAGCAGCACCAGCAUAGGCGGUCAUCCAAGUGAUGGUCUGAGCAAUAGUUUAUCUUCGAAUUUGGCAGGAUUGCCCGCCACCGCUGAGGUGUUGAGUAAUCAGCAAUUGACCAGCGCUUACGGUGUGCCACAUCCCUCACAUCCCACACUCAUACCACCAAGUCCACUACCCACAGCCUCUAUUGCGCCCACUAAUGUGGUUAGCGGUGCUGUGUCCAUGUAUGCAGCGCCACCCCAUCAUUUAGCCGGCACUCAUCCGGGUAUGUUGGGACCACCACCGCCGCCGCCUCCACCACCACAUGGCGCCACAAUGCCGCCACAUCAUCCAUAUACCGUGCAUCAUCCGGCUGGUUAUGCACAUCAUGAACCCUUCGACUCAUACAUAUCAAAGCUACAGUCACUCUGUGUGCCACCCGAUGUCUAUGCACUGCCCGAUGAUGGUAGUCGUGCAAUGUACGAUACAGUUAAGCCGAGUUUGCAUCAGGACUACACGCUAAUGCCGACGCCAAUAUAAGCGUGGAUGAGAAGAGGGUUGGAGUGGGAGCGCGACUAUUGGAUUUAAUUAGCUGACACUGAUUAGACCUUUCUGCAUAUUUUCUUCGAAGAAUCAAUAUAGAGCAUAGCAUUAGAAAGUUCUGAAAGCAAGAAGUAUAAGAAGAGGUAGAGCGGUGAGUUAAAUUACAAUUUUCUGAAUUAAACGGUGUGAAGGAAAGGGGUAUAAAAAAUAUAUAGUAGAGAUAGAUUUGAGUUAGGUAGCCUAUGUAAGGGUGGGAAGAUAGCCAAGAUCUUAUAUAUCUCAAGCACUAAUUAUUUCUUUUCAUUAUCUCUAUUAAAAGCCGAAAUACUUAAAGUCCUGUCAAGAGAAAAGCAGAAAUCGACGAAUAUUUAGCUCUGUUUAAUGACUUUUUAAGCAAUAGACUGAGAGUUUUUAAGUAAAAAGCUUUCAUUUUUAUUAUUAUGCAAUGUUUCAAAAUUGAUCCCUGCUUGCCACAGUAUAAAAAGCUUUAAUGGUCAUUGUUAUAUCUUCAUAUGUGAAAGCUUCAGUGAAAGCUCGCUAUAUGACAUUACUGAAAGCCUGUUUAUAUUUUACGUAUUUUUAAGAAAGAAAUGCUUUGCUUAACAUUUCUUUUAUUUUUAUUUUUAUUUUUACGCAUUAAAACACUUUAAAUUGGUCUCAGGCCUCAGCUUAAAAAACAUUAAGGCAUGUAUGAAAUAUAGUUAUAGCUUCAUAAAUGAAAGAUUUUUAGGUGUAAGCUUCAAUGAAAGCUCCGUUAAUGUUAGAAGUGAAAGCUCGUUUGCAGUAAAAGCAAAUAAUGACGAAAGCUUCUUAGUGAAAAUAUGAAAAUGUAAAGAAGGAUUGAACUUUUUCCAAUAUUUUGUCAAUAUACUAAUGUAGUACAUAAUUUAGGAGAAUAAAAAACAAAAUAAAAUCAUGAAAAA
This is a messenger RNA of Bactrocera oleae (olive fruit fly), 8507 nucleotides long. NCBI's taxonomy places the organism in Eukaryota, Metazoa, Arthropoda, Insecta, Diptera, Tephritidae. The record is from RefSeq and is a predicted model, not a curated record.